AUUAGGCGCGUGCUUGGAAAACGCACACAUCCAGUGGUAGUGACGAUUGUGACGGCCCUUACCCCCAGCACAAGGCCCAUGAAACACACGAACGCUACUACAUGAAACACUGGCAGCACAUACCAACUUUAGCAUUAUCCGCCGUCUAACGGCUUUCCGCCCAUUCGGAACGCAUAGCCCGUGUCGCAUGGAAGCCUUCUGGAAAGCGUCGCGCGACCCUUGACCGCUGCCACCCAACGCUCGCUUUGCCUCAGGGCCUUGCUUGCUCGCCUGCACCUUCCUCGCACUCGCCUUGCCUGUCGUCAAACCUGUCCCUGAUCACCAUGUCCUCCGAGGAAGCAGAACAGCAUGUGCAAGUGGAAGUGGAAGAGGAAGAGGAGGAGGAGGAGGAGGAGGAGGAGGAGGAGGAGAUUGCACCGUCUGAUCGCCCUGAGGAUCACGACUCAUCUGACGACGACGAUGACGAUGAAGAUGAAGAGGACAGCGAGCCUGAGGCGCUCGCAGAGCUCAUGGUGACAACGAGGGCGCGGAGAACCAAUGCAGGCAAUCGCAUGUCGACGCUGCUCGCCAAAUCAGCCGAGGAGGAAGAGUGGGGAGAGGAAUGGGAAGAUGCUCCAAACGAGGAAGAUUUUCAGGGCGACGACACCAAUGAGCAAGAGGAUUACAACAUGGAGUCUUCGUCCUCGGAGGAGGAUGAGGAUGGCGGAGACGAGGACGAGGCGGGCGAGAAGGAGCUGCGCAAGGCAGAGCGUCAAGAAAGGAACAAGAAGCGCAAAGCAACAACAAACCCAUUCGCUGCCCGAGUCGCCGCCGUUACCCGCAAGAAGGUCAAGCUCGAUGUAUCACUUGCAGAAUCACCCGCAUCUGCCCCUCCACGGCCAAAGAAGAAGUCGGAACGAGCGUCAUGGAUACCCACCGAGGAAGAUGGGCCCAUACGAACUUCUUCACGAAAGCAGACCAUAGCAAACAAGGAAACCACCAUGGCUAAGCUCAAGGAGAAGGACCGAAGGCGAGACGACACCCUAGCCAUGAUGAAGGCCGCUGAGGCUCGCAAAGCCAAGUCCAAGGAGAAACCGUUGACGCAGGCAGAGAGACUUGCUGAAGCUGCUCGCAACGAGAGAAUCAACAAGAAAACAUUACACAGAUGGGAAGAGGCCGAAGAGGCACGGGCAGCAGAACGGCAAGCCAAGAUCGACGCCCUGAAGAACCGACAGAUCGAUGGGCCUUUCAUUCGAUGUUACAGUGGACCUUCCAUCUGGGUGGAUGACAAGCUCAAGUUCACGGGGAAGGAUGCGCCCAGUCUAGAGCAUCUUGACGAGAAGCUAAAUAAGGAAUUCAUUGUUGGGGACUCACAGCCUGCUCAGGCUGCUCAGACCGAGCCUACAGAACAGGUUGACGAGCCAAUGCCAGAGAAAUCACAGGCUAAAGACAACUCCUUGGGCAACGCUCUAGAUCCAAGCCAACCUUCCCAAGACAUCCUGGAUCCUCCCCAUACCUCGACAAGUGCAUCACCUAUGCCAUUGCUACCAACCUCGCUACCGCCACAACAGGAAGCUUCACUACCAUGGACUGCUGCAUCACAGGGAGGGGAUGUCUUCAUGGGCUCCUACGGCAUGUCCUACCCGAGCAGUAUCAUGUUCGCACCUCCAAGCCAAGACUCGUUCCUCUUCGGCAUCGACCAAUACGCCCAGAACACACAAUCUCAAUCCACUCCAACCGACCUUCCACCAAAUCCAUUUACGCAAGCCUCGCCCUACCAACAACAGUACACAGCCUCACAAUCGCCCUUUCCACAGCCGCAUCCCUCACUCAAUGAUCCUCUUCUCACUCAGCACGGCAGCGCCAUCGGCCCUCAGGCCUUGUUGUCGCAGUUUCAGAAGCAACCUGCUCCGCCAGCGCCGCCAGCACCUCCACGACGGAAGGUUAUCAAGCGCGCCCUCCGCAACUUACUAAUCUUAUCCAACUUCUCAAACCUCGAUACACCGACAACAUCGUCCCGCGCCAAGACCACUGCAUCUUUGCUCAAAGACAAAGAUAAAGCGGCUCUUGUUCAGCUGUCCAUGUCACUGUUCAACUGGUCUCAGCCCGACGCUACCCUUUUCGUCAAUGCUAUGCUGGUUCAGUCCGCGCUCAAGCCUACCAAGAAGAAUCUCGCCGCCCUCGAAUCUGCCCUCCCUCAACCCAAGAAGCCUCUUUGCGCCGUUACCAAUGCCAUCGCACGCUACCGCGACCCGGAGACAGGUAUAGCGUACCGCGAUGCGCGAGCCUUUGGCGUAUUGAGAGGUGUCGUGGGAGGCGGCUUUGUGUGGAGUGGUGCGUUGGGGUGUUAUGUUGGAGGCAGGGCAAAGCCCCUGGAGAGUAUGCAGGGGGGCAAGGGGUUUUUGGGAAUGCCGCCAGCUAAGAAUGUGCCACGACGUUUCUGGGAGAUGACUAAGAAGACGGCUCCUCCGGCGUCGAUAGAAGUUCCUCCUCAACCAACCGGGCAGACGCAGACAGUUGUAGGGGCACCGGCGCAGGUACCAGUAGAAGGCUCUAUUGCUGCUACUGCGCCACAGGUCGGACAGGAAAGCCCCGCUACAGUCAAAACAGAAGCUGGGAAAUAAAUGAUGGUGUAACAAGAGGUUAGCGUGUAAGAUAUCAUGAAUUGAACGCGUUUGCGGGUGCUGACAAUGUAACGUCCAUCCAACUCGGCAAGAAAGUAAUGUGCAACGAAUAUAAUAAGAUCAAUAGAAUACUUUUAACAA
This is a messenger RNA of Cucurbitaria berberidis CBS 394.84, 2744 nucleotides long. Its product is annotated as YL1-domain-containing protein. Gene Ontology annotation, biological process: regulation of DNA-templated transcription; chromatin remodeling. Lineage: Eukaryota; Fungi; Ascomycota; Dothideomycetes; Pleosporales; Cucurbitariaceae. Gene Ontology annotation, molecular function: ATP-dependent H2AZ histone chaperone activity. The transcript has a single exon. Bases 324 to 2603 code for a protein of 759 amino acids. Gene Ontology annotation, cellular component: nucleus. The record is from RefSeq and is a predicted model, not a curated record.